AUGGAGGCGUCACGCCGCCGCCCGGCGCCCCGCGGGGACAGGUCAGGAGCGGUGGCGACGAGCGGAGGCUGAAGGGGGCCGUGGCGUGCCUUUGAGGAUGAGACCAUGAAGCUCCGGCAGCUGAAACUGGAUAAUCAGAGAGCCCUGCUGGAGAAGAAGCAGAGAAAGAAGCGCCUGGAGCCGCUCAUGGUGCAGCCGAACCCAGAAGCCCGGCCACGUCGGUCAAAGCCGAGGGGAAGCGAGGAGCGCGCUCCGCUGGUGGAGCCUCAGGCCCCGCACAGCGGCGUCAUCCUGCACGGCAUUGAUGGUCCCGCUGCCUUCCUGAAGCCAGAUGCUCAAGAUGUGGAAACCAGACUUCACGUUCUCUCAGUAGGAUCUUCUGCCACGGAGGAGGAUACUGAAGGAAGUGCUGAUGGAGAUAGCACUUGGGACCCUGCUUCCAAGCCAGAUCUUCAGGAGAUUCUCCAGAAACAUGGGAUCUCAGGGAGUUUGAACUUUGAUGAGGAGGAGACUGAUGGGGAGGAAGGAGAAGGGAAAAAACUAAGAUCUCAUUCGUCCUCUUCAGAGGCAGAGAGACCCAGUUCUGCAUCCAGCCAGAAGCCAGCCACAGAUACAGGAGCUUCCGGAACUGCAGCCCAGCACACUGAUAAUCAGCUGGGAGAAAUAGAGAAUUUAGAGGGCUUCGCAUACAGUCCUGCCCCUCGAGGUGUCACAGUGAAGUGUCGGAUAACUCGGGAUAAAAAAGGAAUGGAUCGGGGGCUUUUCCCUACCUACUAUAUGCACUUGGAAAAGGACGAAAAUCGGAAGAUAUUUCUCCUUGCAGGUAGAAAGCGGAAAAAGAGCAAAACAUCCAACUACCUUAUCUCCACUGAUCCAACAGAUUUAUCUCGUGGAGGGGACAGUUAUGUUGGCAAACUCAGGUCCAACCUCAUGGGGACCAAGUUUACAGUUUAUGACCAUGGUGUCAGCCCGGCCAAGGCCCAGGGUCUGGUAGAAAAGGCCUGCAUGCGGCAGGAGCUGGCCGCCGUCUGCUACGAAACAAAUGUACUCGGAUUUAAAGGCCCGAGGAAAAUGUCUGUGAUCAUCCCAGGGAUGAAUAUGAAUCAUGAACGAAUCCCAUUUCAGCCACGAAAUGACCGCGAGAGCCUGCUUUCAAAGUGGCAGGACAAAGCCAUGGAGAACUUGAUCGAGCUGCACAACAAGUCCCCCGUCUGGAACGAUGACACCCAGUCCUACGUCCUGAACUUCCAUGGCCGGGUCACUCAGGCCUCUGUGAAGAACUUCCAGAUAGUCCACGAAAAUGACCCUGACUACAUUGUCAUGCAGUUUGGACGUGUGGCCGACGACGUGUUCACCCUGGACUACAGCUACCCGCUGUGCGCGCUCCAGGCCUUUGCCAUCGGGCUCUCCAGCUUCGACAGCAAGCUGGCCUGUGAAUGA
Lipotes vexillifer (Yangtze River dolphin) is the source of this 1440-nucleotide messenger RNA. RefSeq names its product TUB like protein 3 (gene TULP3). The record is from RefSeq and is a predicted model, not a curated record. Gene Ontology annotation, biological process: protein localization to cilium. Gene Ontology annotation, cellular component: cilium. The transcript is spliced from 11 exons. Lineage: Eukaryota; Metazoa; Chordata; Mammalia; Artiodactyla; Lipotidae.